Molecule: messenger RNA, 1152 nt
Organism: Leptinotarsa decemlineata (Colorado potato beetle)
Lineage: Eukaryota; Metazoa; Arthropoda; Insecta; Coleoptera; Chrysomelidae
Biological process (GO): regulation of transcription by RNA polymerase II
Molecular function (GO): RNA polymerase II transcription regulatory region sequence-specific DNA binding; DNA-binding transcription factor activity, RNA polymerase II-specific
Source: RefSeq, a predicted model, not a curated record
AUGGACUACUCCUACCUGAAUCAAGCGAGCUUUGACUCUAGCUGCCUGCAAGGAACUACCAUGGACCCCACAGGAUUGGGAAAUAUGCCUUGUUCCUACGGAGAUUUAACGUCCUGCAGCCAAAUGUCGCAGGCUGCUUACAGAUAUACUGCAGCGGCCGCCUCCAUGGCCAGAACUUACAACCCUGGAGCUGGGGGACCCAUGGGGGUCCACCAUCCUGGUACUGCUGCUUCGCAAUGUGCUGUUAUGGGUGCUAGACCUCAUGUCCAAGAUGUUCACCGCGCCACCAUGUUCCCGUCGACAAUGAAUCUACAAGGAGGAUUACCAUACAAAGUUUAUCCUGGUCACGACGGCGUCCUUACCGAGAAGCGAAAACAAAGAAGGAUACGAACCACCUUUACCUCAGCGCAACUAAAAGAACUGGAGCGGGCUUUUCAAGAGACCCAUUAUCCUGAUAUCUACACCAGAGAGGAAAUUGCCAUGAAGAUAGAUCUCACCGAAGCAAGGGUACAGGUUUGGUUCCAGAACAGAAGAGCCAAAUUCCGAAAACAGGAACGUCUAGCUCAACAGAAAGCUACCAACAUCAACUCCGAUAGUCCCAACCCCAAUUCGAAUAUCAAAGCGGAAACCAACGGCACUACGAAAAAUUCUUCGAGUAGCAAUAAAGACGUCAAACCCGGAUCACCACAUUCCAGUAUUUCGACUACGCCAAAUUCCAAUACCGGGAGCAUAUCCAGUCAUCACUCUAAUAGUGGAGACAUAAAACCUUCUAAUGGAAAUGGUAAGCACUCGGAUGAACUUCUUUCCAACAACAACAAAUGGUCCUCAAUGAGUCCACAGUCCUGCAACACCGCCCUCCUGGUACAUCAAGCGAAUAAAGUUUUGUCCUCCCAACCAAGUCAUCUUCAGUCACAUCACGGAUCGCACGCUGCCGCUGCAGCAGCAGCUGCGUUGUCUUCACCUUUCACCUCUCUUCUGGGUGCUACGGGAAGUGCUGCAUCGUAUCUACUGGGUGAUCACUUGAAACCGACCGCAACAAAUCAUUUAUUCUAAGAAACAGAGUUAUGUGUUCAACAAUUUGUGACUUGUAAAUGGGAAAAUCCGUCUCGUGUACUUGAAAAUAUCCCCGAAUUAUACGAUUGGUAUACGGAA